ACCGCACCACCGGCCGUCCCUCUUUCAGCCGACUGAUCCCUUUCAUUUGAUCGCACGACUCCUUUCACGAGCUGGUGAUGGCGGUGAGGUCGAAGCAGGCCUAUGCCCGCGUGGUGCUCGUGGCGCUCUGCAUUGCCGCGAGGACGGCGGCGGCCUGGGGGAGAAUCGACGACCGCCUGGAGGUGCACUGGGGCCGUGGCGGCCACGGGACGGUCUCGGGCGACGGCCAGGUCUUGUCGCUGGCGCUCGACCGCAACUCCGGCUCCGGCUUCCGGUCCAAGGACACGUACCUCUACGCGCGCGCCGACCUGCAGAUCAAGCUCGCCCCCGGCAACUCCGCCGGCACGGUCACCACAUGCUACCUCCUGUCAGAGGGGUCAUGGUCGAACCACGACGAGAUCGACCUGGAGUUCCUGGGCAACUCCACCGGCGAGCCCUACACGCUCCAUACCAACGUCUACAUCAACGGCACCGGCAGCAAGGAGCAGCAGUUCCACCUCUGGUUCGACCCCGCCGCCGACUUCCACACCUACUCCAUCGUCUGGACUCCCCUGCACAUCCUUGUGCUGGUGGACGGCACGCCGGUCCGGGAGCUGAAGAACCACGCGGACAGGGGCGUGGCGUACCCGUCGUGGCAGCGGAUGCGGCUGUACGGGAGCCUGUGGAACGCCGAGGAUUGGGCCACGCAGGGGGGGCGCGUCAAGACGGACUGGUCGCUGGCGCCCUUCGUCGCGCAGUACCGCAACUUCACCGCCACCACCUCGUCGCCGGGCGGAGGCGGGUACUACGACCAGGAGAUGGACGCGACGGCGCAGCAGGCCAUGAAGUGGGCGCGGGACACGUACAUGGUGUACAACUACUGCGCGGACCGCACGAGGUUCCCCUACGGCUCGCCGCCCGAGUGCUACAUGCCGUAGAGAUCCGGUGAUGCUUCUUCCAUCGGUUGCACAAACUACUUUGCGUGCAGGGUUGGUUACACAUACACAUGCCGGUAGAGCACAGAGCACUAGAGCUAGGGGGAUCCAGGGCAGGGUAUACACACAUGCUAGCGUUGACCUCAUUUCUUGUCAAGAUUUGUUCAUUCUUUUUUGUACAAGAUAAACAAAUACUGCCUAUAUACAUAGGCAGGUAUGUUCAUGCUACUUCCCAUAUUAUCUUUAGGCCUGUUUGG
Messenger RNA from Hordeum vulgare subsp. vulgare (domesticated barley), 1171 nucleotides. Its product is annotated as xyloglucan endotransglucosylase/hydrolase protein 24-like. Gene Ontology annotation, molecular function: hydrolase activity, hydrolyzing O-glycosyl compounds; xyloglucan:xyloglucosyl transferase activity. Gene Ontology annotation, biological process: xyloglucan metabolic process; cell wall biogenesis. The coding region runs from base 78 to 917 and encodes 279 amino acids. Gene Ontology annotation, cellular component: cell wall; apoplast. The transcript is spliced from 3 exons. Lineage: Eukaryota; Viridiplantae; Streptophyta; Magnoliopsida; Poales; Poaceae. The record is from RefSeq and is a predicted model, not a curated record.